Molecule: messenger RNA, 447 nt
Organism: Camellia sinensis
Lineage: Eukaryota; Viridiplantae; Streptophyta; Magnoliopsida; Ericales; Theaceae
Source: RefSeq, a predicted model, not a curated record
AUGCGAGUCUCACUACUGUUGAGAUGUUGCAGAGAUUUAACCGGAAGCUCUUCAGACCGCACACGCAACGGCCUCCGCAAAAAACUGAACGAUUCGAUGAAUUGUUUCACAGAUAUCCGGCAAUUUAUCACGGCUGAGUACAAAGAGACAGUUGAACGACGAUACUACACAGUGACAGGUGAAAAGACGGAUGAAUCAACGAUCGAUUGGUUGAUUGCGACGGGAUGUGUCCGUGAUAGAAAGGUGUCAAAAUUUGAAGGACUGAAGCAAGGCAAUCUGAAUGUAGCUGAGUAUGAAGCCAAGUUCACUGAAUUGGCUAGAUUCUCUCUACAUAUUGUUGACACCGACCAUAAAAAGGCAAGAAAGUUUGAAAAUGGUCUUCGCAAUGACAUCUUGGAAAGGGUGAAUGUGUUAAAAUUGCACACUUAUGUUGAUGUGCUAGAUUGA